Messenger RNA from Loa loa (African eye worm), 345 nucleotides. RefSeq lists its product as hypothetical. NCBI's taxonomy places the organism in Eukaryota, Metazoa, Nematoda, Chromadorea, Rhabditida, Onchocercidae. Bases 1 to 345 code for a protein of 114 amino acids. The record is from RefSeq and is a predicted model, not a curated record. The transcript is spliced from 5 exons.
AUGAGCGAUGAAGCGAAAUCAUCGGGAAAAAUUCAGGCCUUUGAGUCUUCAGUCCUCUUAGGAACUUGGGAGGACAUCCUAAUUGCUGCGAGAUCUGCCACAGGACUUUUCUGCUCACGUGUUAAAGGCUUUUGUGAGUCGGGGUUAUAUCCAAUUCGCUUAUUGGUUGUUGCUGAAUUACUGAAUCUUGUUGGACCACACGAUGUCUCGAAGUUCCUGUUAGAGCUUACUGCAUGCAAGGCGAAAGGUGGCUUUUCUUACAUGACAAGAUGGUUGAGCGAGGCAUCACACGAAUGUGACGAACAUCGCGAACGUCUCUUUGACGCACUAAGACAUGGUCGAUGA